AUAAAUAAAAAUGCGUGGCAUUUUUUUAAUCGGUUCAAUUUUUUUCGUUUUUAUAGUGAUACGAGCACAUCUCACAAAUUAAAAAAAAAAGCAUCAUCAUGUUGUUCAAAGUAUUUAUUCUUAGCUGUUUAGCAUGUCUAUCAACGAGAGUUGCUGCAAAGCAGAGCUUUGAAUGCCUGCCUGAAUCCCCAAACAACGUAUUCAUCUAUGGCAUAAAAGUAGAAUGCCCUAAAGAUCAGAUUUGUAAUUUUAAAGGGUGUACCGGAGGUACUCCUUUUUCUCCGUGCGAACCAUGUGUGGACUCAAAGAAAGUGUGCGCUAAAGGUGAUUACACAUGCAAAAGCAAAACCACAUUCCAGCUGAAAGAUGUGCUGACUAUUAACAAAUGUCCACCAUUCACAGAAUGCGAUGAUUCCGGAGCCGACUGUUUGCCAUGCAAGGCUCUAUCAUGUGAAGAGGCUGAUGUGUACUGGACUUGUGAAGGAGAGUUUGUCAUCACAGCAACGACGAAAGGAUAUUGCCCACCUGGAAUGGCUUGUAACAAAAAUAAUGAGUUUCCUUGCGCGCCAUGCAUUGCAGAUGAAAACGGAGGCAUUAUCCCUGUUAACAGCGGGACCAGAACCUUGUUUACAUACAGUUUUAUGAUAAUGUCAUUUAUUUUGGGUGUAUUCCAAAUGUACUAACUUGUUGCACUAAUAAGUAUUACUUUAUUGUGAAAAAUUAAUUAUUCUUCUUUUCUAAUGUUUUCUGUAAAUUGAAAUAAACACACCUUCAGAUAUUUGCUCUGAAUAAUUGAAUAA
Molecule: messenger RNA, 800 nt
Organism: Dalotia coriaria
Lineage: Eukaryota; Metazoa; Arthropoda; Insecta; Coleoptera; Staphylinidae
Exons: 5
Coding region: 99-683 (194 amino acids)
Source: RefSeq, a predicted model, not a curated record